Molecule: messenger RNA, 2060 nt
Organism: Panicum virgatum (switchgrass)
Lineage: Eukaryota; Viridiplantae; Streptophyta; Magnoliopsida; Poales; Poaceae
Product: B3 domain-containing protein Os03g0120900-like
Exons: 1
Coding region: 785-1672 (295 amino acids)
Molecular function (GO): DNA-binding transcription factor activity; DNA binding
Source: RefSeq, a predicted model, not a curated record
CUCUACACCCUACCUCAUGGAUAUUGGAUACAUACAUACGUAUAUAUAUACAUAUACUCCUACACAGACAGCGGCAGAGAUGUCGCAAGCAUGCUUACCUGCAACACAACAUGUAAACACAGUGUGGCUAGCUAGGCCAAUUACCUUUGGUGGCAAGAGCCAAAAGUAAGUAUCCAUCCCCCCUUCCCCCAUUUCCUUCCCCCCACCAAGAACCUUCAUAGUACUGCUACCACUCAUCACAUCUCCUAGCCAGACACUUCUUCCUCCUCUCUCCCUCUCCCUCUCUUCUUCAUCCUUAGCUUGCUCUUCCUCCUCCUCCUCCCCCCUCCCAUCCUCCUUUGAUUUCAGCCCUGAAUUGAAUAAUCCCAUACCACAACAGCCUAGCUACCUUGCACACAAACCCUUAUUCCUCAUCAGUACAGUUCUUCCGAUCCCUGGCUAGGUAAUUCACCAACUAACAGUAGCCCGCGCGCGCCGGCCAAAACAACAAUUAAACCAAGAACCAAACCCUGCAAUUCUAAAUUAUUUUCCAAUCCUAGCUAAGACAUCCACUAAUAAUAUAUAACAAGCAGGAGGAAAUCCCCAAAGCAAGUCCUAUACUGACUAUAGCAACAGCACACCACUGUUUGCCAUCCAGCAGCAUACCAUAAGCUAGCACAUAGUAUACUACUGGUCAAAGUUCAAGGAAGCAGCAGGCCGGGCAGGAGGCAGGAGAGACAUCGUCUAUCGGCGUCCUACUUACCUCCACGCCUCGAUCGAUCUUGAUCGCUAGCUGGAGGCGACGAUGGAGUUCACCGCCGGCCCGGCGCCGUCGGGCGGCGGCGAGGAGCGGGCGCAGCAGGUGGUGGCGGUGGAGAAGGAGCACAUGUUCGACAAGGUGGUGACGCCGAGCGACGUGGGGAAGCUGAACCGGCUGGUGAUCCCGAAGCAGCACGCGGAGAAGUUCUUCCCCCUGGACGCGGCGGCGAACGAGAAGGGCCUCCUGCUCAGCUUCGAGGACCGCACCGGCAAGCCCUGGCGCUUCCGUUACUCCUACUGGAACAGUAGCCAGAGCUACGUCAUGACCAAGGGGUGGAGCCGCUUCGUCAAGGAGAAGCGCCUCGACGCCGGGGACACCGUCUCCUUCGGCCGUGGCGUCGGGGAGGCGGCGCGGGGCAGGCUCUUCAUCGACUGGCGCCGGCGCCCCGACCCGCCCGUGCACUACCACCGCCUCCCGCUCCCCUCCAUCCCCUACGCGCCGUGGGCGCAUCACCCGGCCGCGCUCGGUGCCAGGACGACGACGGUGCUCCACCUGCCGCCCUCGCCCUCCUCGCUCUGCUACGACUACGACUACGACUCCCGCCGCCGCCACACCUACGGGGCCCCCGGCAGCAGGCAGCAGCUGCUCUUCUACCGGCCGCACCAGCAGACCAUGGUGCUGGACUCCGUGCCGGUACGGAUACCGACGACGCCAGGGCAGCACGCGGAGCCGCCGCCUCCCGUGGCGUCGUCGGCCUCGAAGCGGGUGCGGCUGUUCGGGGUGAACCUCGACUGCGCCGGCUCCGAGGAGGAGAGCGGCGGCGGGAGGGCGCCGCCGCCGACGCAGGCCCAGCCGCUGCAGCUGCCGUCGCCGCCGUCAUCGUCGUCCUCCUCCUCCGGGAAAGCGAGGUGCUCCUUGAAUCUUGACUUGUGAAGAGGUCGUGGUCGUACGAUCCCCCGCUACAGCAUCUAGCUACUACUUCCCGGCCGACCGCUUCUGGGCUUCUGGCACGGCACAAAUGGUCGUCGUGGAGAGGAUGGAGAUCCAAGUAAACAAAGGCGGCGGUGGCCUGCCGGUGCAAGAGGAAUCAGAUCGGAGGAGCAGCAGCGACGACAGGCCCAGGCCAGCUACAAUUAAUCUUCGAUCGUAACCCGUAUAUAGCUCAUCUCGAUCUCUUAAUUUUCUCUAAUUAAGCUAGCAAUUAUUUCCGCGUGGGAAACAAGAAAAUUAAGAAGAAAGCAUCUGCAACAGAAAAUAUUUCUUGCUUCGAUUCGCUCGCUGUGAUUUCCUCGCUCGAUCGAUUGUGUGCUUGGUUAUUUUC